AUGAAUCGUGAUUGGAUGUAUGUUGAAAAUCGAACUCAACCCGAGUUCUUGAACGGGAUUGAGGAAUUUUGUAGAACUGCUAUUGAACACCAAAGGACUACUAUAGGAGAAAGAAUCUUUUUCCCUUGUCGUGAUUGCAACAAUGUGAAGAAGUGGAAGGAAAUUAGUGUGGUUGAAAACCAUUUAUUUCGCCGUGGGUUCAUGGAAAAUUAUACCAUUUGGUAUUGGCACGGUGAGAAAAUAAUUCCUACAACUAGUAGGUCAUCAAUCAAUGACGCUGAUAUGGAGAAUAGAGAACAAUAUGAUGAUAAUGAAAGGGAUACCGAUGAUUUUUUCGAGGAGGAUCACAUUCCUGAGAUGAUGGAUGGUUUGGGUGAUCAUGUGAACGAAGAAUCUCGUAUGUUUGAAAAUGUGUCAAAGGCCGCCGAGACACCUUUAUAUCCAGGAUGUGCAAAGUACUCUAAGCUUUCAGGGGUUUUAACAUUAUUUAACUUGAAAGCAAAGAACGGUUGGACCGAUACAAGUUUCAAUUCGUUGUUAGAAGCUUUAUCAGACAUGCUUCCUGAAGGGAAUGACAUUCCUAAGUCUACCUACUAUCCAAAGAAGCUAUUGUGUCCCUUAGGUCUUGAGUACACAAAGAUCGAUGCAUGUCCUAAUGAUUGUGUACUUUUUCGAAAUGAGUAUGAAAACCUUGAUGCUUGUCCAAAGUGCGGUGUUGAUCGCUACAAGCGCGAGGGUUCAAACCCCAAUCGCAAGAAGUGGCCACCAGAAGGUGUUAUGGAUGCAAAAAACUUGGUGUGGCAUGCACAAGAGAGAAAGAAAGAUAGGUACAUUAGGCAUCCCGCUGAUUCGAAGCAAUGGAAACAUAUUGAUGAUACAUUUCCGGAGUUUGGUAAAGAGGCUAGGAACCUGAGACUUGAAUUAAGUACCGACGGGAUGAAUCCUUACGGUACCCUUAGCUCUCAACACAGCACAUGGCCGGUGCUUUUGUCAAUUUAUAACUUACCUCCUUGGCUAUGCAUGAAACGUAAGUACAUCAUGUUGUCGCUUCUAAUAUCGGGUCCCAAACAACCCGGUAAUGACAUAGAUGUCUACUUGGAGCCUCUCUUGGAGGAUUUGAGACUAUUAUGGGAUAAAGGUGUUCCAAUGUUCGAUGCCCAUACAAGUACAAAUUUUACUUUGCGGGCCAUGAUUUUUUGCAUUGUAAGUGAUUUCCCGGCUUAUAGGAACUUGUCUGGUUACAAAGUCAGAGGGAAAAAACCAUGCCCCAUUUGUGAGGACAAAAUGGAACCAACACGCCUCAAGAAUUUUGGAAAGGAUGUUUAUAUGCAUACUAGACGACUGCUUCGUCGAGAUCACCCUUAUCGUACGAAAAAAGCUGAAUUCAAUGGGUUCCCAGAGAAACAGUGGUUGCGUGAGCCACUUAGUGGUAUAGAGUUGUGGGAGAGAAUCAAAGAUGUUGAGACAAUUUUCGGGAAAGUUGGUAAACAUACCUCUAUUACGGGUCUUUGGAAAAAGGUGUCUACAUUUUGGACUCUUCCUUAUUGGAAACACUUGUCUGUUAGACAUUGUCUUGAUGUUAUGCAUAUUGAAAAAAAUGUAUGCGAUUCAAUCAUCGGGACAUUAUUAAAUAUACCUAACAAGACAAAGGAUACUAAAGAUGUCCGAAAAGACAUGAAGCUUGCAAAUAUUCGACCAAAGUUAUGGCCCGUGGAAAAUGACGAAACAAAAAAGACAUUUUUGCCUCGAGCUUGA
Molecule: messenger RNA, 1755 nt
Organism: Chenopodium quinoa (quinoa)
Lineage: Eukaryota; Viridiplantae; Streptophyta; Magnoliopsida; Caryophyllales; Amaranthaceae
Exons: 2
Coding region: 1-1755 (584 amino acids)
Source: RefSeq, a predicted model, not a curated record